UCAGUAGCGCUGCUGUCAGGUUUUCCACUUGCAUGAGUUAACUGAACACGUUUUCGGUAUAUUUUUAGCUUAAAUACAAUUCCAACUUCAAAUAAGAAUACUUUCGAAAAUAGUCGACGACAAAUUAACGAUUUAGCAGACAACAAGUUCUAGAUUUUGAACUUUUUUAUCCCAGCCGACAACAGCGGAUCAAAUCAAGUUGAUCCUUCGGUCGAAGCAUAACCUCAAAAAACUUUUGAGUGGAAGUUCAAUCAUUGUUGUUUUUUUUUUAAUUCGUUUAAUUUUGUUUAGUAAUUAUAGCGAUGUUGAAUGCAGAUUUUACAAGCAUACCCCUUGCUAAAUUGGAGCCUGAAAAUGUGUAUUCCAAACCAACUGAAAUGAUCAUUUCUGGCCUCACGCACUACUUGGAGCCUCCUUUGAAAGAUGCUAAACAACAGCUGUGCGAAUUAGUAAACAAGCAAAGAGAACUGGUUUCACAACUGCACAAUGAAAACAUGAGCAUAUCAGAAGUUCAACAAUCCACAGAGUUACAGGAUGUGUUCACCGAAAUGAAGCAGUACCAUACGAAGCUGCUGACCAUUAAAAGAGACAUGAGAUUGUUGCAUAGCAGAUGCCAGAAGCUGAAGAGGCGGGCCCUAAAGUUGAAAGAUUCCAAACCGGAAGAGGAAAUAAUCAUCAGCAAGCCUGUGCAGCUGACUAACCAUGGAUCCUCACAGUCUCCUAACAGUUAAAGUAGUUUUAUUGGAAUAUAAAUAUAGGUGUGAUUGAGCGGAGGAAUUUAUCAAGAAGUUUCUAAACGUUAUUAAUUUUCUUAAUCUUAAUUAAUUUUCUUAAAUAUUAAUUUAUAAUAAUAAUCUUCUCGUUAAUAGAGAAGGCAGAGUAAUUGGUAAUAAAUCACUGAAUUAAUUGAUAACACUUUAGGGAAAGUGUGGUUAUGUGAAAGUUAUUUUUAUUAACAAGGAAUAUUUACAUAGCCA
This is a messenger RNA of Dendroctonus ponderosae (mountain pine beetle), 977 nucleotides long. RefSeq names its product biogenesis of lysosome-related organelles complex 1 subunit 6. Gene Ontology annotation, biological process: intracellular transport. NCBI's taxonomy places the organism in Eukaryota, Metazoa, Arthropoda, Insecta, Coleoptera, Curculionidae. The transcript has 4 exons. The record is from RefSeq and is a predicted model, not a curated record. Gene Ontology annotation, cellular component: BLOC-1 complex; extrinsic component of membrane; transport vesicle. The coding region runs from base 303 to 731 and encodes 142 amino acids.